AUGGAUCAGAGAUUGGAAAAACUCGAACAGUGUCAGAAGGAGAUGCAGGACCGACUUCAGCUACAGGUGCAGGAGCGGUUAGACAAGAUGAAACAAGAGAUGUCUGAGAAGAUGCAAGAAUCCCAAGAAGAUAUAGUGGCAAAAUUAACCCAACUGGAAAGAAUGAAGGAAGAGUUACCAAAGCAACUAGAGGAAAUGUGCAAAUGGCUCGAGGAGAAAUUCAGGGCAAUGGAAGUCACCAAAAGCUAUCGUGGGAUUGACGCUAAAGAGCUGAGUUUAGAGUGGGAAGAUCGAUACGGGAAGAUCAGUCUUGAAGAGGAAGGAGAGCGAGGUGAACAACAUGAGCAUGUACAGCAAGGGUUACUCGAGGUGCAGAAAAUCCAUUACCCAAUCAUGAUUGAGGAUGGAGGGACUGCAAUGUAUGAAGGAGUGGUGAGAAAUUUGCACAUCGAUGCCAUAUUUGCAGACACAUUUAAAAGGAUCCUUGUUAGAUAUUCGCCGUAG
Gossypium raimondii (Peruvian cotton) is the source of this 504-nucleotide messenger RNA. RefSeq lists its product as uncharacterized. The coding region runs from base 1 to 504 and encodes 167 amino acids. The record is from RefSeq and is a predicted model, not a curated record. NCBI's taxonomy places the organism in Eukaryota, Viridiplantae, Streptophyta, Magnoliopsida, Malvales, Malvaceae. The transcript is spliced from 4 exons.